This is a messenger RNA of Cicer arietinum (chickpea), 1588 nucleotides long. RefSeq lists its product as uncharacterized. The record is from RefSeq and is a predicted model, not a curated record. Lineage: Eukaryota; Viridiplantae; Streptophyta; Magnoliopsida; Fabales; Fabaceae.
ACUUCCUUAGCUUAGAGCAUAACAAAAACCCACUAUACCCAGUGAGGUUGUGAGUAACCAUAAAAAAUGGGGUCUCUAAUGGCCUCUAUCACUUUAACUCUUCUAUUAGCCAUACUAUCUCUCACCACCUUCCCAUCACAAAUUUCAGCAAACAAUUACUUGUAUUCCUCACCCCCACCACCCAAGGUAUACCCCCCAGUCUCACCACCACCUAAGGUAUACCCUCCAGUCUCACCACCACCUAAGGUAUACCCUCCAGUUUCACCACCUCCUAAGGUGUACCCCCCAGUCUCACCACCACCUAAGGUGUACCCUCCAGUUUCACCACCUUACCACUACUCCUCACCACCACCACCACCAACAAAGAAACCAUACUACUACCAUUCUCCACCACCACCAGUUUACUCACCUCCAAAACACCCUUACCAUUAUCACUCUCCACCACCACCGAAGAAACCUUACAAGUAUCCUUCACCACCACCACCAGUUCAUCAUGUUCACCCUAAACCCUAUUACCAUUCCCCACCACCACCAAAAAAGCAUUACAAAUAUUCCUCUCCUCCACCACCAGUGCAUGUCUACCCUAAACCUCACUAUCACUCUCCACCACCUCCUCCUCACAAAAAGCCAUACAAAUAUCCUUCACCACCCCCUCCAACCCACCCUUACACUCAUCCACCCCCCCAUCCAAAACCACAUCCCUAUCCACAACCCCAUCCAAAAUCACACCCCCACCCAGUUUACCACUCACCUCCCCCACCCCAUAAAAAGCCAUACAAGUACUCAUCUCCUCCACCUCCAUCUCACCCCCACCCACAUCCUCACCCUCAUCCUCACCCACAUCCUUAUCCACACCCCCACCCAGUUUACCAUUCACCCCCACCAUCACCUAAAAAGCCAUACAAAUAUCCAUCACCACCACCACCAACCCACCACCCAUAUCCACACCCAGUCUACCACUCACCACCACCACCAUACAAGAAGCCAUACAAGUAUCCUUCACCACCACCUCCACCAGUUUAUACUUCACCUCCUUACAUUCCACACCCAGUUUAUCACUCACCUCCACCACCAGUUCAUACUUCUCCCCCAUACAUUCCACAUCCAGUUUACCACUCUCCACCACCAACUCCAACCAAGAAGCCUUACCUCUAUUCCUCACCUCCUCCUCCUUACCACUAUUAGAUAGUAAACAAUAAUAGUGGUUUAUUACCAUAGCUGUCUAUGAAAGAUUAUGAAGAAUAUAUGAAAAUAAAGAAAGUGAUGGAAGGAAGAUACAUCGAAAGAGAAAAAAGGGAAGCAAAGUUUCCGCGUUUUGUCUUCAGGAAAGAAAAGGCGUUAAUUUUUCUAUUAUAUGGUGAUAAGAUUGUUAUUGUGUUUUUUUUUCUCUAAUUUCUUUAAGCUGUUAUGUAUUUUAGCUUUUUAUUUAUUUUGACAGUUGUAAAGCAGUCUGUUCUGCUGUUAAUUAAUAGUACAUGCAAACGCUGAUGAUGUGUAGUUUUCGACCUGCUGCUUUGCAGAAGGGGUUGUAAGACAAAUCAUAUCUAUUAUAUUAUAUCAUAAAAUAAAUUAUUAAUGUGUAUAUUCA